Molecule: messenger RNA, 3242 nt
Organism: Mastomys coucha (southern multimammate mouse)
Lineage: Eukaryota; Metazoa; Chordata; Mammalia; Rodentia; Muridae
Gene: Tsn
Product: translin
Exons: 6
Coding region: 317-1003 (228 amino acids)
Biological process (GO): RNA metabolic process
Cellular component (GO): nucleus; cytoplasm
Molecular function (GO): sequence-specific DNA binding; single-stranded DNA binding; RNA binding
Source: RefSeq, a predicted model, not a curated record
UGCCUACCUGCGGGCUGCAGCCGAGGCCCCGCUCUUAGUCCCGCUGCCCGGCCUCGGGGUCCGGGACUGUGCGCGCGGCGCCUCAGGCAUCGCGGCGGGCAGCCCGGGCUCCGGCGCGCCGCGGGUGUGGGAAGACCCCGGCGCCGGCCGUGGCGCAAGAGCCGGUGGACGCGGCUGUGGCGACGGCGACCGCGACCCACGGCGACCGCGACGGGCGUUGCGAGCGAGCGAGCGAGCGAGUCCGCUUCUUCUCGUCUGUGGGUCGUACUUCUUCGGCGGUGCUCCGGUGCUGACUGGUUAUAGGGCAGCCGGCGCCAUGUCUGUGAGCGAGAUCUUCGUGGAGCUGCAGGGCUUUUUGGCUGCCGAGCAGGACAUCCGAGAGGAAAUACGAAAAGUCGUACAGAGUUUAGAACAAACCGCUCGAGAGAUUUUGACCCUACUUCAAGGGGUCCAUCAGGGCACUGGGUUUCAGGACAUUCCAAAGAGGUGCUUGAAAGCUCGAGAACAUUUCAGUACUGUAAAAACACAUCUGACGUCCCUGAAGACCAAGUUCCCCGCCGAACAGUAUUACAGGUUUCACGAGCAUUGGCGGUUUGUGCUUCAGCGCCUGGUCUUCCUGGCAGCCUUUGUGGUAUAUUUGGAAACAGAGACCCUGGUGACCCGAGAGGCCGUUACAGAGAUUCUUGGCAUUGAACCAGAUCGGGAAAAAGGGUUUCAUCUGGAUGUUGAAGAUUAUCUCUCAGGAGUUUUAAUUCUUGCCAGUGAACUGUCCAGGCUGUCUGUCAACAGUGUCACUGCUGGAGACUACUCCCGGCCCCUUCACAUCUCUACUUUCAUCAAUGAGCUGGAUUCAGGUUUUCGCCUUCUCAAUCUGAAAAACGACUCCCUGAGGAAGCGCUAUGACGGCUUGAAGUACGAUGUGAAGAAAGUAGAGGAGGUGGUUUAUGACCUUUCCAUCCGAGGCUUCAAUAAGGAGACAGCAGCAGCUUGUGGUGAAAAAUAGGAGCUUUUCCCUGGGGCUGGCCCUGCUGGCUCUGCAGUUGCCAGGGAGGGCUAGCACAGUGCCUCUUCCUGUAGUUAGCACACCAGUUGCUAAACACUGCGCUUUAUUUUCGUAACCAGCUGUGUGGUGUGAGUAUCAGAAUUGAAGUACUUUUUGGAUCUUAUUAAAAAAAAGAAAAGGAAAGAAAAAAGGAAAAGAAACCUUUCCAUGGAUGGUUUUUGUUGAGGUUUCAGUGCACUUGUUGUGUUGUCGUUGUAUUACCAUUUGUCAACAGUGUAAAUGUUGGUCCCUUGGUAAAAGUCCAGACUGUUGAUGUAUUGAUUGACAGGUUUGUUGUCUUGUGACUCUCCCACAAGUAAACAAUGAUGUUUUCUAGGUCCAGAUUAGUCCUUCGUUUCCAGUUGUAGCCUGGAUACAGUGUGAGAAUAGAAUGGUUGACAAGCACGGGAACUUUAUUUUCCCCAUCUUAUGUUAAGCCUUGUAAGUUAGUUGAAUUUUUUUGCGUAGGAAAUUUGAGGCCCUGAUUCUCUCCCUGCUACUGAAAUAGAGCAGAUGGAACUGUACAGUACCACUCGGCAAGGACAAGGCAGAAAGACCCUCUGAUACAGUGUUGUGCUGAUGUCUUGUGUUGGGUUAGAGCAUCUAUUUUCUGACGUCACCUUACAUCCUGUCUGCCGUAGCAGUUAGUUUUACACCAGUCUAGAGUUAACACCUGUGUGCUGUAUUUGCAAACUGAGACCUUUUCCCAGCAGCCAGCUAGAGCUGGUCUGGGAGUAGGAAGCCAUCCUCAUGUAUUUAUUUGUUAUCUGUACUGAGGAGUGUGUUCUUAGAGAAAUCAGUGCUGUUUGGUGUGGUAGAAAGUCAAAUUUGGUUUUAAAAAAUUCAUGUGAUUGGCAGUAUGUUUUGGAAUAAGAAAUUGCAGGUUGUGAUUCUAUCAGUACAUUUAAAAUGUAUAGUUUAGGGUAGCCAUAUAAACUUUGUGGGCUCCUCUAUCCCGUCUCUUUUCCAGAUAGCGUAAGAAUUCAUAUCUGGCCAUUCUUGGGGUAGAACUGAAAUUAUUAAAGUCAAGACUGGUGAUCUAGCUUUUAGUGAUAGACUUGUUUGACUGGUGUGAGGCACUGAUCCAUCUUAGGACUUCAAAAAACUGAAGAAAAAAAAAACCCAACAAAAAUAGUGUAGUUUUUUGCACCCUCUGACGGGAAGCUGCUGGCAUUACUGGUGUAAUAGGAAGUAUUCAAGGGCGCCACCCUUUCUUGUUUGGUAGCAGUUUGGGCUUCAUGUUUGUGCAGUGGGAUAUUUGACACUGGUUUUUAUCAGGCCGUGGUUAAAGACUAACUGGAAAGUGGGGUCUGAGAGUAUAGGCCUGUGCUCCCAGGAGGUUGAGACAGGAGGCUGGCAAAUUCAAGGCUUCAGGGGUAGCCUGGCUAAUUGAGUGAGAUCCUGUGACAAAAAGCCAACCAACCAACCAAACAAACAAAAAACCGAUCAGAAAGAUUGGGGGUAUGUUUCAGUGACUGUUUUCCUCGAAUGUCUGAGGCCUUGGGUUCAACCCCUCAUUGUGCAGCAGCGUGGCGGGAGACUGACUCUAAUUUCCCGUCUUGAGGAAUGAUCUGUGAUUGUUGUAUAUUGUUGGACUUGUAGACUAGCCUUCUUAAAGGUUCUUUUUGCAGGGUUAGAAUAAGAUACUAGGCUACUUUUGUUAGUUCACCCUUUGAGACAGGGUUUUGCUGAUAGUCCAGGCUGGCCUGGAACUCUCGCCUCUGUCUCCAUUUCCUGAGUUCAGGUGUAGGCUCUUGAAAGUGUCUGGGAAGGUAGAGGCUUUUCAGCCGCAUGGUCAGUUAGAGACAGGAGGUUCCACAGGCUCUUGCUUUGUUGGUUAAGUGUGGGUUCUGCUAGGUAUCAUUAAAGCUCUUGUCAAAGGUUUCCUGUUUUCCUAUCUAGAGACAGAGGUUGUGAUGUCCUGCCCUCAGUGCUGUCUAGGUUGGCCUCCACCUCCACCUCCUGGGUUAAAGCCCCCGCUUGCCUCAGCCUGUGAAGCAGCUGGGACUCUAGGUCAGUGCCAUCACACAGAACUCUUGAAAGUCAGUUUCAGAUGCAAUGGGCAAAUUGCACUUAAAAGUGAAGGAGUAUGUUCUAGUGUUGUGAUUCUACUGGAGAGUGUAGAAGUGUCAUAGUGAUAAGUAGUUGUGUUCAUUACUGCCUUGUAAAGCAAUAAAACUGUUUUUGGUCUCUUUGUAAA